AUGGGAGUCUCUAAAAAAGCUGCACGGAGGUCCAGAAUCAAGUAUCAUGCCGAUCAGAUUGAGACAAUGGAGGAAUUAUUCCGCAAACACCAAUACCCGGAUUCGGAGAGUAUCGAGCUGCUGGCGGAGAAAGUGGGCGUGUCCACAGGAAGGGUGACGAUUUGGUUCCAAAAUAGGCGUGCCAAAUCCAAGCGAGAAUCAAAAGACACGCGUACGCAGCUUUCUACAAAUACUUCGGACACUAGUACUGCAUGUGUGGCAUCGGAAAAAAGUCCCCACGUCAUCACUCACAGUCCGUCAGAGGCCGACGUGGAAAGCAGACUGCAAACCGAGCACCAUCCACCGAGAAACUUAAAUUAUUUACCCAACUGUACGACAACGAUCCCCAAUGACGUCCAUAAUUCAUCAUCUUUUUCUGGAGUUUCUUCUUCGUUGAAUCCUCUGAUGAUGUCAUCACCAGUAUAUUCCAACUCGUCACCACAGCAACACAGCGUGCCGGAGUAUACACCCCCGCAUCCCACACAGCAACACAGUGUGACGGAGUAUACACCCCCGCAGCCCACACAGCAACACAGUGUACCGGAGUAUACACCCCCGCAUCCCACACAGCAACAUAAUGUGCCGGAGUAUGCACCCCCGCAUCCCACACAGCAAUACAGUGUGCCGGAGUAUACACCCCCGCAGCCCACACAGCAACACAGUGUGCCGGAGUAUACACCCCCGCAUCCUACACAGCAACACAGUGUACCGGAGUAUACACCCCCGCAUCCCACACAGCAACAUAGUGUGCCGGAGUAUACACCCCCGCAGCCCACACAGCAAUACAGUGUACCGGAGUAUACACCUCCGCAGCCCACUUUCCAUCCCCAAUACCCCACAGACUACCAGCAACCGUACUUCCGGCAUUUCGCUCCUCCCAAACCUCUCGUGCCUGUUAGUCAUUUGCACGAGUCGUACACGCCAGGAUUUCAGUUGAUGCAACUUUAA
Ostrea edulis (European flat oyster) is the source of this 987-nucleotide messenger RNA. RefSeq lists its product as uncharacterized. Gene Ontology annotation, molecular function: DNA-binding transcription factor activity, RNA polymerase II-specific; RNA polymerase II cis-regulatory region sequence-specific DNA binding. Bases 1 to 987 code for a protein of 328 amino acids. The transcript has 4 exons. Gene Ontology annotation, biological process: regulation of transcription by RNA polymerase II. NCBI's taxonomy places the organism in Eukaryota, Metazoa, Mollusca, Bivalvia, Ostreida, Ostreidae. The record is from RefSeq and is a predicted model, not a curated record.